GUGCUCUCUUGCGCAUCCUUCCAGCGCGCCGUCGCUUCACCCCAAAACGACCACCGUGAUGACCGACAACUUUGCCGUCGCCGCCACCCCUCAAGCUCACGCAGCCGACGUCGAGUUCCUCGUCCGGCGAGGCAUGACGAAGGGCUAUCAAUUGAUGUCACUGCUAACUCCGCCGCUGUACGCUACGUUUGCGCUGUCUCGUUACGGGAGGGCACAGUUCUCCGUCAAUCGUCUACUACGUGCCACGUGGAUAGGGGGCGUUGCUGGGACAGCCAGUGGUGGCGCCUUCGAAUAUGCCAGGACUGUGUACUCCAACCCUGACAAAGUCCGCGUUCGACGAAUAAAGGCGGCGUAUGAUACGUCCUCAAUACGAGCCGACGACCAUUCCACUAUUGGCGGAAUCCUAUUCGCAGUCUUGACCCCAGCCGUAAUCUGGAAGAGAGCUAGCACAGUGAAUCUGAUCCUCGGCGGUGCUGGUGUCGGAUCCGCUGUCGGUCUAUUCGCACAUCACGCAAGAACAAUCACAGGCGACCCUGCGCCCGUGGUCCGCAUCCCAGAGCUUCCUCCUACACCUACUGAGCCAAUCCCAUAAUAGGAUACUUGCUCUGCGAGUUUAUUCGAGGACCCAGUUGCGCCAGAGACCAUCAUAACUCAUCACAGAUGCCGCAAAGUGCUCCGAGGCCUCAUGGAAUCACUCGAACGAGAGGCUAGCAGCCUAGUCGCCUAACGGGUGCAGCCAGGGUGUGGCGCCCUUUCGCGUCAGACUGUGAAUGACUGAACCAGACAUCUGUUGCGGUCCCGAGAGUGCGCACCCCUGCUGUCAACAGCAAGUGAUAAUAUCGAAAGU
Molecule: messenger RNA, 847 nt
Organism: Rhodofomes roseus
Lineage: Eukaryota; Fungi; Basidiomycota; Agaricomycetes; Polyporales; Fomitopsidaceae
Exons: 4
Coding region: 59-592 (177 amino acids)
Source: RefSeq, a predicted model, not a curated record